AUGGAUCCUCAGCAGAAUCAACACUUCCACGUCAACGGAAACGUUCUCGACAGUGUUGUACCCGAUACUGCGCAGCAGCUCAACGGUCAGAUCCCUCAGGUCGCCAACGGCAACGGCAUCCUCGACCCCGUGAUGCAACCAGGCCAGCCCUUUAUCCAGGACCCAGCGACCGGAGCCGGCAUGCUUCCCGUCCCAGGGGCUGGAUUCUUCAUGCCUCUCAUGAUGGCCAACGGAGCACAGCAGCAGCAGCAGGAGGGAGCAGCCAACGGUGGUGGCAUCAGUGCUGACGACCUCGCUCUGUACGACCGUCAGAUCCGCCUAUGGGGAGUAGCAGCGCAGGCCAAGAUCCAGAGCGCCAACAUCCUGCUCAUCACCAUCAAGGCGCUGGCGAGCGAGGUGGCCAAGAAUCUCGUCCUGGCGGGAGUGGGGUCCAUCACGAUCCUGGACGACUCGGCCGUGACCGAGGCCGAUGUGGGCGCGCAGUUCUUCCUGUCCGAGGCAGACGGCAACCUGGUGGGCCAGAACCGGGCGCAGGCGGCCAGCCGCGCCAUGCAGGAGCUCAACCCGCGGGUGCGCGUGCACGUGGACGCCGGAGGCAUCAAGUCCAAGGGGCCCAGCUACUUCUCCGGCUUCGACGUGGUCAUCGCCACCGACCUGGACCCGGACUCGUUCAACCUCAUCAACACGGCCACGCGGCUCAACGGGAAGCCAUUCUACGCCGCCAGCAGCCACGGCCUGUACGGCUUCAUCUUCAGCGACCUCAUCGAGCACGAGUUCGUCAUCGAGCGCGACGUCGGCAACGUGCCCACCCAGGUGGGUAAGCGGGAGUCCCGCACGCGCACCGUGAUCGACGUCAAGACGUCCACGUCCACGUCCACGUCCACGUCCGGCCGCGACGGCCACAAGUUCGGAAAGACCCCGACCGAGACGGUGACCAAGCGCGAGCUCUACUCGACCUGGUUCCUGGCCAGCGACGUGGCCGUCCUGCCGGAGGAGUACACGCGGUCCCGGCGCCGGCUCCGCGCCGUGUCCCCGGCCCUCUCCUGCCUCCGCGCCCUCUGGGAGUUCAUGCAGCUCGAGGGCGGGAGCCGCGUGCCGUCGAACCGAGACGACCUCAAGAAGUUCACCCAGCUCGCCACCCAGAAGCACAAGGCCCUCAGCCUGCCCCCCGAGACGCUCACCCCCGAAUUCCUCCGCAGCUUCCUCCAGAACCUCGGCAGCGAGCUGGCCCCCGUCACCGCCAUACUGGGCGGCCAGCUGGCGCAGGACGUCAUCAACGUCCUCGGCCAGAAGGAGCAGCCUAUCCAGAACAUGGUCAUCUUUGACGGGAAUUCCAUGGAGGCUCUGGUCUACCCCCUUCACCCGGAAGGCGUCCUGGGCGCCGGCCUGUUGACGAUGGACAGCAGCGUCUCGGGUGCCGAUGUUGCCGGUGUUGUCGGUGGUCAGGGUCUAUCGUUUGAUCAGAUGAUGCCUCCUCCUGUAUCCGAGGUGUGA
Messenger RNA from Geosmithia morbida, 1494 nucleotides. Its product is annotated as ubiquitin-like 1-activating enzyme E1 A. The record is from RefSeq and is a predicted model, not a curated record. Gene Ontology annotation, molecular function: SUMO activating enzyme activity. The transcript has 2 exons. Lineage: Eukaryota; Fungi; Ascomycota; Sordariomycetes; Hypocreales; Bionectriaceae. Gene Ontology annotation, cellular component: SUMO activating enzyme complex; cytoplasm. The coding region runs from base 1 to 1494 and encodes 497 amino acids. Gene Ontology annotation, biological process: protein sumoylation.